This is a messenger RNA of Gekko japonicus, 534 nucleotides long. It is a transcript of the gene DYNLT5, whose product is annotated as Tctex1 domain containing 1. Gene Ontology annotation, cellular component: cytoplasm; cytoplasmic dynein complex. Lineage: Eukaryota; Metazoa; Chordata; Lepidosauria; Squamata; Gekkonidae. Gene Ontology annotation, biological process: microtubule-based movement. Gene Ontology annotation, molecular function: dynein intermediate chain binding. The record is from RefSeq and is a predicted model, not a curated record. The transcript has 4 exons. The coding region runs from base 1 to 534 and encodes 177 amino acids.
AUGUCAGACACUGUGAGGGAUAAAGCAGCCCGCUUGUUGAAGAAAAGGGGCAGCAUCUCUUCUUUAGGAAGCCAUGAAAUCAAGGCAAAAGAAUUUAUUGGAAGAACCAAAGACUCCAUGAGUACAGUGUCUUACAUGGAUGAACCAAGCCACCAUGACGACAUUCUUCGUCCUCCUUUUCAAAUGGAGAACACAUACCAGCUAGGUCCUGCAAAAUGCUUUCCAGUGGCAACUGUGAAUAACAUCUUGAAGGAUGUGGUAACAAGUUACCUUGAAGAAGAAAAAUACGAAGCAGAGCUGUGCAGGCAAAUGACAAAGACCAUCUCAGAGGUAAUUAAGGCUCGAGUAAAAGAUCUUAUGAUACCAAGAUACAAAAUUAUUGUGUUUGUAUAUAUUGGACAACUAGACAAGCAGAGCAUGCAGAUUGGAAGCAGGUGCCUCUGGGAUACUACAAGUGAUACUUUUUCCUCAUAUGCCUUUAAAAAUAGAUCAUUGUUUGCUGUUGCAAAUGUCUAUGCAGUUUAUUUUGAAUAA